This is a messenger RNA of Penicillium riverlandense, 1608 nucleotides long. RefSeq names its product putative serine--tRNA ligase DIA4. Gene Ontology annotation, molecular function: tRNA binding; ATP binding; serine-tRNA ligase activity. Gene Ontology annotation, cellular component: mitochondrion. Gene Ontology annotation, biological process: mitochondrial seryl-tRNA aminoacylation. The record is from RefSeq and is a predicted model, not a curated record. The coding region runs from base 1 to 1608 and encodes 535 amino acids. The transcript has a single exon. Lineage: Eukaryota; Fungi; Ascomycota; Eurotiomycetes; Eurotiales; Aspergillaceae.
AUGGCGCCUACUCCCUACAUCUGCUUCAAUUGCAGGGCUACGUCCAGGCGCGGAUUGACCCGUGCACCCCUGAGCCGGUAUUUCUCAUCGGCUCCGCCUAAUCGACAGCAAGUGGUGCGACCCGCGACAGCUCCGAAACCCACCCCGGACGUCAAGCACAUCCGCCAGAAUGUAGACCUCUACGCAAAGAACUGCGUCGAACGCAACUACGCAUCGCAUGCCGAGUACCCGUCGCGCAUCCAAACCCUCUCCGAGGAGGCACGCGAGCUGGAUCUCGGCCUGAAGGCGCCCAGAACUCAGAUCAAGCAACUGGAGAAGACGAUCGCGCAGAUGUUCAUGGCUGCGCGACACGAUGGAAACAAGGCUGAGAACUCAACCGAGAAAAAAAUAGAGGAGCUCCGCUCAGAAGCACAGCGGUUGAAAGACGAGUCGCAUGCAAUGACAGCUCGCAAAACAGCCUGCGCCGAAGAGAUCAGUCGCCUCGCCCUCUCCCUCCCGAAUCUCUCCUCCCCCGAAACCCCAAUCGGCGACAACCCUCGCCUCGUCAAAUACCUCAAUUUUGACCCGCAAGCACCACCGCCAUGGACCGGUCAAUCGCCAACAGAGCUCCAGGCGCGGUCACACGUCACCAUCGGGACAGACCUGAAACUCAUUGACUUUGCAAGCUCGGCCACAACAACGGGGUGGGGAUGGUACUUCCUGAUCAACGAAGGAGCGAUGCUGGAACAAGCGCUGGUCCAGUAUGCGCUCAGCGUAGCCCGUCGACGCGGGUGGAAGGUCGUUGCACCGCCGUCGAUCGUCUACUCCCACAUCGCCGAAGCGUGCGGAUUCCAGCCGCGCGACCAGCACAACGAGCAGCAGAUCUGGUCAAUCGAGCAGAGCGAGCGAGACCGCCACAUUAAGCCGCCUCGUUCUCUGACUGGCACGGCGGAGAUCCCGCUCGCGGCUAUGUACGCCGGGCGCGACAUUGACGCCGCCGAGCUGCCAGUCAAGCUCGUCGGGGCAAGCCGGUGCUACCGCGCCGAAGCGGGCUCGCGCGGCGUCGACACGAAGGGUCUGUACCGCGUGCACGAGUUUACCAAGGUGGAACUGUUCGGCUGGGCCGAUAAUCCCGCCUCCACUGCAGGCGACGCGCCUACACCACCAUCUGACGCCCUCUUCACCGAGCUGCUAUACAUCCAAACCGAGAUUCUCUCCUCGCUGCACCUCCCCUGCCGCGUGCUGGAAAUGCCAACCACAGACCUAGGCGCCAGUGCCAGCCGCAAACGCGACAUCGAGGCGCUCUUCCCAUCGCGUCUCCGUCCUUCAGCUUCGCCUUCGGAUCCCACCCCCAGCCUAGAUGUCGGGGGCCUGGAGUCCGCCUGGGGCGAAGUCACCUCCGCCUCCAUCUGCACGGACUACCAGAGCCGACGGCUGGCGACACGCGUGCGCGGCGGUGCGGCGAAGGAGUCGCGGUUCCCGCAUACGGUGAAUGGUACGGCGAUGGCUGUCCCGCGCGUGUUGGCGGCCAUUCUGGAGAAUGGAUGGGACGCGGAGCGUGGGGUUGUCGUUAUCCCUGAGGUGUUGAGGCCGUGGAUGGAUGGGAUGGAGACGAUUGGUGGGCGUUGA